AUGCAAUCUCUAUCAUCCCUUCGGAGCGCACUUGGCUCUAUUUCUGCUUCAUUUCCUCUUCGUUCUCAUGGACCUCUCAACUCCAUCUGCAGACAUGCCGCCUCUCCAGGCAAGCUCAAACUCUCUCUCUCUCUCCUCUCCCUCUUCCCUACUAGUAAUUGGAAGCUUGUCCAUCAUGCAGGUUGUUUAGAGAGUCUUGGAGGUAGUUUUUGGUCUGUUGAUAAUGUUGCUAGAGGAGAAAGUGCAAGACAUAUGUCACGGUAUUCUGGAAAUUCAGGGAUGAAUUUUGGUUUGUUGGCUUAUAAGGAGGAUGUCACUGCUCCAUAUGCUUUGAGUUUUCGAAGUUUCAUCCACUCCUCGGGCCAGAAAGACGUUGAAACAGGGAGAGAUUCCAACCCCACAGACUUUGCUGUAGGUCAGGAAGCCUUUGAGAUGGGGAGAAGUUCCUGGCAGAAUUCCAACUUUCAGAUGGGGAGAAAUUUCCGGCACAUGGACUCUGCAGGAGGGAGAAAUUCCAGGCCAAUGCAGUUUGUGAGGGGAGUAUUAGAGCAAGAUGAUUACCCACUUCCUCGGCACCAACUUGAGCUAAGUGAUGAUUUUGUGUCCAUGAAGCUAACACGUAACAAUACCUUUGUUACGGUGACAGAUUCCAAGGGAAAUAAAAAGAAAAAUGUUUCGAUGACAGCAGGAUGGUUGCAAAAACUGCAAGGGGGUGCAAAACUUGGUAGGUAUGCUGCUGAAGCAACUGCAGAACAUGUUGGACAAGCAGCAAGACAGCAGGGGUUGACAUCAUUUGUAAUGAGGGUGAAUGGUUUAAUGUACUUUAGGAGGAAAAGGAUAGCAAUCAUGAGCUUUGCAGAAGGCUAUGGUAAGCAUGGUCCAAGUCCUAUCACACAUAUUGAAGAUACUACUCGACUUCCGCAUAAUGGAUGUCGACUCCCAAGGAAGCGCCGAAUUUAG
Molecule: messenger RNA, 960 nt
Organism: Dovyalis caffra
Lineage: Eukaryota; Viridiplantae; Streptophyta; Magnoliopsida; Malpighiales; Salicaceae
Source: the annotation of a GenBank genome assembly